AAGGCUUUGAUAGCAUUUAUUAUUUUUUUGGAAAUUUUGAUUUUGAAUUUUUUUUUGAUGAUUUUUGUUCACAUUUUUAAGAUUUUGCUUGAUUUAUUAAAAUAAAAUAUUGGAAUUUAGUUUCUUGUGUUUAUUUAAGUUUCUGGCAACAUUUUAGAGAAUCAGACAAGUUUCUUUCAGACUUUCGUCCCCGUUUCUUUUUGGAAAUUACGAUAAUUUUUGGAACUUUUGUGAAACAAUAGUGUUUCAUUUUACGUUUCUGGCUUUAUUGUGAAGCUUUAAGAGUUCUUACUUUUUUGUUGAGAUUUCUUGUUUUGGUUUUUUGAAAUUUCUAACAUUUUUGGAGCUUUGGUGAAACAAUAGUGUUUCAUUUUACGUUUUUGGUAUUUUUGAGAAACAAUCGAGUUUCUUUUGGAAAUUGUUUACAUUGAAGUUUUUGGACAAACUUUUUUUAAUUUUGAGACCUUUUAUUGGUUUUAAUAACAUUUGGCACUUUUCGAAUUUUAAGAUUUUUGGUUUAUUUGAAUUCAUCUGGCAAUUUUCAAGUUUUUUAUAUUAUUUAUAGUGCUUCAAAUCUAUAAGUUUGAGGAUAUUAGUAUUUGCUUCGGUCGUUUAAAAAUUUUCUGCAAGUUACAUUUUCGAAUUUUUAUUUCUUAUUUCGGCAGCUGAGAUGAAAUCGAACAAUUUAGUAAAAUUUGAAAAGCUGGCAGCUUUAUUUCUUGAAUUUAAAAAUGAUUAUAAUGAAAUGCCACAAGAAAGUCAAAAUUCGUUUAGCAUUGACCUUCAAAAAGAUGAAUUUAAAGAUUUGUGGGAAAAGGUUAAGGCAAGUUACGAGACUUUUGUUACUAGCAACAACGUUGAGGAUUCAGAUGAGGAUUGUGACCAGGCAAAACAGUUGUAUAAGGAAUGUAGAUUAGCCUACAUAACUAUUGCGGCUUCAAUGGGUGAACUGUCUCAAUCUUUUAUAAACAAGUCAGUUUUGAGUUCAACUCAUUGUGCGUCUGGGAACAGUGGAGACUCAGCUACUGUGGUGAAUCGCACUUCUAGCCAUCACAUGAAGUUGCCACCUUGCACGAUGGAAAUAUUUAAGGGCGAUUAUGGAUCUUGGCCCUCUUUUCGCGAUAUGUUCACAGCCGUUUAUAUCAACUGUGAUGAUUUGUCGGGAGUUGAGAAAUUGUUUUAUUUAAGACAAUUCACAUCUGACGAUGCUUUGGAAAUUGUUAAGGAUUCGCCUUUGACAAAUCAAGGAUUUCAAAAUGCCUGGAAUAAUCUAAGUGAGGCUUAUGAAAAUAAUAGGAUUUUGGUCAACAGCCAACUUAAGAUUUUAUUCAACCUUCCCCCCGUUAAAACUGAAUCAGCUUAGGAUAUAAUAAGGCUUCAAAGGGACAUCAAUAAUUGCAUUUCUGUAUUGAAAUUACAUGAGAUCGAUAUAUCUACAUGGGAUCCUAUUUUUGUAUACCUUUGCUCUAUUAAUUUGCCCGUAUUAAUUUUGUCGUUGUGGGAACAGAGCGUGAAAAAUAAGAAGGAUAUUCCCAAAUGGUGUGACUUAGACAAUUUUUUAACUUCUCGAUUUCAGUCUUUGGAAACUGUCUUUGACAUAAGCAAUGGUGGUCAAAUAAAGACAGAUUUGGAGAAUUCUUCUAGAAAAAGGUAUACAGCUGUUAGAGUUUACCAAACCCACGCAUCCGAAAAAUCUUGCCCGAUUUGUUCGAAAAAUCAUAUUUUAACUAAUUGUCGAAAGUUUCUGAAUAAGGAUCAGGCAGGAAGAUUUUUAUUUGUUAAAACCCGGAAACUUUGAAUUAAUUGCUUGAAUGAAGGCCAUAUGUUAAGUGAGUGUAAGAGUAAUUCUAGUUGUUUAAAGUGUUAUCUUAAACACCAUACUCUUCGUCACAAGGAAGUUAAUACAUCUGAACCAGAAAGUACCAAUAGAAGUGAUGAUAUUCCUUCUGUAUCAGGGAAUAAUACUACGGUACAAAGUUGUUUUGCUACAACUUCGAAAAAUAUAUUGUUGGGUACUGCUAUGGUAAAUAUCUCUCAAACUAGUUUCAUUUCGCAUAAACUACAAAAUAGUUUGAAUUUGACAACAAGAGCGACAAAUGUGUGCAUUUCGGCACUAAAUGAUUCAACACCUGGUCCAGCUUUGAGAGAAUGCGAUCUUACAUUGGGCUCUCCUAUCGAUAGAGGUUUUAAAUUGAAUAUGUCGGCAUUUGUACUUCCAAAAUUAACUGGUAAUUUACCAAAUGAAUAUAUUGAUGUUUCAAAUCUAAGCUUUUCCUUAGAUUUUCAAUUGGCAGAUCCAAGUUUUUCUACCAGUGGAUCUGUUGACAUUUUGAUUGGAGCUGAUUUUUACCCAAAAAUAAUGAGUGACGGUUCAAGGCAGAAGGUGAUAGGGGACAUGAUAGCUCAUGAGAGCCAUUUUGGAUGGAUAUUGUUUGGUCCCGUGCCUUCAAGUAGAAACAAAUCGACUAUUCGAACAUUUUUCUCGAAAUUAGGUUCGAAUAAACACAUAAAAAAUAGAUUGGAACAUUUUGAAUCGCCAGACGCUCAAAGAAUAUCACAAGUGAAAAACAGCACAAAUAAAAAUCGUACUGAAUGGAGAAAAGAUUUUAUAAGGAACAUACAACAGUGCAAUAGAUUUGUACACCAUAAUUUGAAAGUCGAUGAUAUGGUUUUGUAUCGAGACGAUAAUUUUUCGAUAAAUAAAUGGCAUUUAGGUCAUGUGGUUAAAGUCUACAUGGGUGAAAAUGAUAACAAGCGACUUGCUGAGCUGAAAACCGAUCGUGGACUAACAACAAUUCCAGCGGAGAAGCUCCUAGUUCUUCCCACACAUUAAUUUUCGUUAUGCUUUGAAAGUGACUGGUCUCCGUUUAUCGCUAUUGCGCGGGCAGUUUGGCUCAUGACCAUACCUGGCGUACCUGUUAAAGUACACACCAUAUCGAAAACCACUACCAGGAGUCCUCGAUGGACCAAUGGUCAUGAGAGUGAGAGACCUAGUACGUCUCAAGCCCUUGUUUUAACUAAAAACAAGGACCGUAACGCCCGCCGCUGAUGGAGCCGAAGAACAAAAAUGCAGGGACCGUGAUGAUCAUUUAGCAUAGAAGUUCCCAUUAUGGAUAUCAACUCGUAGACGACAAGGAAAAACUAUUUUUUUUUUUAAAUUGAUGGUAACCACGGUUCCAACUCAACUUUUACCCAUAUUUUGUUGAAGGACCUAGAUCGUCCGCCAACCUAAAGAGCAAGGGACUUCGUUCGUCUAGUUAUUUAGAAACCUCGUUCGUCUCAAUCUAUAGUACCUAAUGGUUCAAGGGACUGUCACCAAUUCUAUAGAUCAUGAUACAUUAACUACAUAAUUUUAUAUUUUUUUUUUUUUUAAUUAUUUGCAGUACGUUACAAUGUUGGAUUGAAUUGAGUACCGCCUUUGGGUGAUUAAACAACGUACCCGAAAAUUAAUUGUUGGAGCUUUUUGAAUUUUUUUUUUCUUUUUUUUGAUACAGUUCUGAGUUGCAGUACUGCAAGGCCGCCGGGAUGUUCAAGUCUGAAUGAAUGGUGUCGGUACUCCCAUCCUUGGCUUUCCCUUUUAGGACCGUUUUAUCCUACAUCUGAUGACAGACGACAACUGGAAGCGCUAAUGUCAUCAGAAAUUAUCUUUUUACUUAUUUUUAUAUUUUUGUAUAUAAUAUAAAUUUUUUGUUGUUGAAAUUUGGCGAAUCGUUGCCAUAGCUAUUUUUUCUAUCGUAUUGUAAAGUCGAGCUUUUGAUUGGAUUGUUAACACUAGUGGUUUUUAAACUUAAAUUUUGGAAAUACAGUGGUGGCCAGGAAUUUAAGACAAAAAUUGUUUGCUAAAUUCCACGUGAUUGUCAAUUAUUUUUUCAAAUAUUUCCACAAAUAUGUAUGCAUGAGGACUGUUUUAACACACACGUGUGUUUUAUUCGACUGUGUCAAUUCAUACAUAUUCACCACGAACACAUAAAAUUUUUCUACAACUUGAUCAAAAAAAAUUUUUUUUUAAAUAAAGAUAUUUUCUCACAUUUAUAUCAUUAUAAUUUUAUUAUUAUAAAAUAUUCGGACCAAAUUUCGUAUUUUUAGUUCCAUUAGUUUCGGUCAUAUCAUGUUAUUAACAGCGGAUGUUCGCUGAGGUGGGUCAACGUAUUUCCACAUAUCUUUGUCCAUAUAUGUUUUACCGAUUUUUCCAAACAUUUUUCAGAAACUAGAAACAUUAAUAAUAAAUUUCAUACCCUUAGAGGUCCUUUUAUUUUGGCUCUAUCGCACUUAAAAUUCAGUUGAUGAAAAAAAUUCAAGUAUUUGUCUUAAAUUGGUGGCCACCACUGUAUAAAUUGUAAUUGGAUUUAAUUUGUAAAUACCUAAACAUUGAAAAAAUAAUCGAAAUAAAAGGGAAGUGAUAUUUGAUCACAUUAUUUGAACAACAAAUAAAACAAA
Messenger RNA from Calliphora vicina (urban bluebottle blowfly), 4437 nucleotides. RefSeq lists its product as uncharacterized. The record is from RefSeq and is a predicted model, not a curated record. NCBI's taxonomy places the organism in Eukaryota, Metazoa, Arthropoda, Insecta, Diptera, Calliphoridae. The coding region runs from base 1823 to 2833 and encodes 336 amino acids. The transcript has 2 exons.